UGAACGUUGAAAUCAACCCCUUGGGAACUGUAAACUUACCGAUUCAAUUCCAUGACCCUUCAUUCCCUAAAUUGCAUCUGUUUCUCUUAAUACUGUACUUAAAGUGUGUCACUUGUCUAACACCAACCACGUAACUGUGCAAACGUACAAAGCAAAGAAGUGGGAAAACAAGUCAUGGCGACUGAUUCGGACAAAUUGGUUGAUGAGGUUUUUUCUUGGACUCUUGGUGAUGUGCUUAACAGAAAUCUCUACAAAGGAAAGGUUGCAGGGAUUCCAAUGACUUUUUCCUCUGUUUCUGACUACACCAAGUCAUUUGUCUAUCCACUUUUUGAGGAGACACACGCAGACCUUCUUUCAAGCGUUUUAGGAAUCAAUCGUGCUCCCACUGCAGCCAUCCUUAAAGUGAUAAGGCCAAAAUGUGUUGAUGAUCCCGAGACGCCAAACAGAUAUUACCAAGAAACACUCCCCAAACCAUUAAUUUACACAAUCUUGCUCAGGAGACACCAAGGAUCUUACGUACCCGAGGUUGGAGAUCUUUUCGCCUUGACAGAUGCAAGGCCAAGAUGUGUUGAUGAUCUCAAGAGGCCAAACAGACUUUUCGUCAUUGCUUUAGUUCAAAGAAUGAAGUUGAACAAAUCACUUUGUAAGCUUAUGGUUUUGUCAUCAAAACCAAUCAAUCCAGAUUUUCGUAAGAACAACGUAAAAUAUUUUGCUGUUUCUCUUAUCAAUUUGUCAACAAAUAUUCGUAUCUCACAAGCCCUUCACUCAGAGCUAGAAGGGAACACACUGGAUAUGAUCAAAAGCGUGCUACGGGCUGAUUUCUCUAUUGAAGAGAGGUGUACAGACUGUUCUAUCGAUAACAGUAGAAGCAUGCCUUUAUUUAACAUGAAAGAAGCUCUUGAAACUUUCCAACUUGACAGUUCACAAGAAGCUGCUGUUUUGAACUGCAUUGCUGCCAGAGGUUGUCGUCAUCGUAAUACAAUAAAAUUAAUUUGGGGUCCCCCGGGAACUGGGAAGACAAAAACAAUCAGUUCGUUCUUACAUAUGUUGUUGAAGAUGAAAUGCAGAACACUCACUUGUGCUCCAACAAAUAUUGCUGUUUUAGGAGUUGCCAAACGAGUAAUGAGCUUCGUGCGAGACUCCUUGGUGUAUGAUACGUAUGGUUUAGGAGAUAUAGUUUUAUCUGGGAAUGGACAGAGAAUGAAGAUAGAUGACUGCAAAGAUCUUUCUGAUAUAUUCUUAAGUUUACGUGUCAAGAUUCUUUCUGAUUGUCUAGCUCCGUUGUCAGGCUGGAAAGGCAGCUCUGAGUGGAUGAUUUGUUUUCUUGAGGAUCCACAGGAGCAGUACUUGUCAUAUGUAAUGCAAAAUUCAAGAGUUGAUGAUGAUGGAGAGAGUAAUCAUUCUAAUGAUGAGAAAGAUGAUUGCAGCAUAAAAAGUCACAAAAGUGGAGAAAGUGAUGGAAUUGACGACGACGACGAUGAUGAUGAUAAUGAUAGCAGCACUGAAUUUUGUGGUGAUGAGGAUUUCUUUAUUGAAGAAGAGGAGCCGAGCGACUCGAAAAUGAAGAAAGCACUGAAAGUUCAGAACUGGAAGACCAUCAUUGUAAAAACCUUAAAAGACGAGAAGCAUUGUAGAAGUAGCAAGAAUGAGAAAGAGAAUGAAAAUGAGCAGUCUCCGAAAGAGAAUUCAAACAAAAAGAAUCUUGAUCAAGUGAAGGUAUUGACUUUUGAGGAGUUUGUUAUGAAUGGGUUCGACUUUCUUGGAAAUCAUCUUAUAUCUUGUAUUGAAAGCUUGUACACCCAUAUGCCGACAUCAUACAUUUCGGCGAAGUCAGCUAAAGAAAUGAUUAAGGUUGUAAGUUCUCUUAAACGUCUUGAAGAAUUACUGAAAGUUGCCAUUUCUGAAGAUAUUGAUAUGAGAGAAGUCUUGAAUGGAUUUGGGGAUUCUUGGGCUGGAGAUAGUAAUGACUUAUAUGCAUGCAGAAUGUCAAGUAUUGAAUCACUGAAAUACCUUCAAAAGACAUUGUCUUUUCCAGAAUUUAAGGAAGAUCAUGAAAUUAGACGAUUUUGUAUGACAAACGCUUGUCUGGUCUUUUGCACUGCGUCAAGCUCUAUCAACUUGCAUACAGAAGAGUUAAAUCCUUUCGAAUUUCUUGUGAUUGAUGAGGCUGCUCAGCUAAAGGAAUGUGAAUCUGUUAUACCUUUGCAGCUUAGAGGUCUUCGCCAUGUGAUACUUGUUGGGGAUGAAAGACAACUCCCUGCCAUGGUUCAGAGCAAGAUUUGUGAGGAGGCUGGGUUCGGUAGGAGCUUAUUUGAAAGGCUUGUAUCACUAGGGCAUAAGAAGCACCUACUAGAAGUGCAAUACAGGAUGCAUCCAACCAUAAGCCGGUUCCCAAAUAAGGAGUUUUAUGAUAAAAGAAUCUUGGAUGGUGCAAAUGUCAGGAGUGGUAGUUACGGGAAACGUUUUCUUCAAGGAAAUAUGUAUGGCUCGUACUCGUUUAUAAACGUGUCUUCUGCUAAAGAAGAGUUUGAUAAGGGUCAAAGCAUGCAAAAUCUUAUGGAAGUGGCUGUUAUUGCUGAAAUCAUUGCGAAUCUCUUUAAAGACUCUGUUGCAAGAAAAUACAAGGUAAGUGUUGGAUGCAUAUCACCUUACAAGGCUCAAGUAAAUGCACUACAGCAAAAGCUUGGUAAAAAGUACAUGGGUUCAGAUUACUUCACUGUGAAUGUGCGCUCGGUUGAUGGGUUUCAAGGAAGUGAGGAGGACGUGAUCAUAAUAUCCACCGUGAGAUGCAAUGGAAAAGGAUCAGUUGGUUUCCUUUCAAAUCGUCAAAGAGCAAAUGUAGCACUGACUCGAGCAAGAUACUGCUUGUGGAUAUUGGGAAACGGAUCAACUUUGAUGAAUAGUGGCUCUAUAUGGAACCAAUUAGUUGUUGACGCAAAGGAUCGUGGAUGUUUUUACAAUGCUGAUGAUGACGAAAACUUGGCUCAAGCCGCCAUGUUUGCUUUGCUUGAACUUGGCCAAUUUGAUAGCUUAUUCAACACAGAUUCCUCACUUUUUAAUGAAGCCAAAUGGCAGGUGAAAUUUAGUGAUAAAUUCUUGGAAACCAUUGCAAGUUUCGACGACCGUGAGAUUAGUAAAAAAGUGAUUUCUCUUUUGAUCAAACUUUUGAGUGGCUGGCGUGAACUAGCAAAAGAUGGAGAUACUAACGUAAAGAUAGAUGGAACUCGUACAAUUGUCGAAAAGUAUAAGGUCACACAAGACUUGUAUUUGAUUUGGGCUAUAGACAUUGUAGCACAACAUUCUGUUUGCAUCCAGGUACUUAAGUUCUGGGAUGUUUUAUCUGGUACCGAUAUUGAUGAGCAAGUUAAGAUGUUAAUGGAAAAAGUAUACGGGAAUUAUACUAUGAAUAUGAUAAAUCGCUGCAAGGAAAUACGUGUUCAAGGGAACCUGACACUUCCAGUUUCAUGGCCCAUGAACUCGGACACGGAUCAAAGUUGGUCCUUGGCAAAUCAGUUGGGAGGGUUGAGUUUAGGAAACCAGCGUUCCUCGUCAUCUUCAUCAUCAAGAGCUUCAAGUGGCUGGGGGUUUGGUAAUCGGAAAUCCAAUAGUUAUGGUGAUUCAAGAUCUCGUGGAAGGGGGCCAAAGUGGUAAAAGAAAAUGAAACGUGGAGAACUCAUGGAUGAUUCUUUUGACCUGUUUUGUGUCUAAAAGACUAAAACAUCAAAAUGAGGUACUCUGUUUUUUGGUGAAAGAAUGUGUGGUUUCUGUAAUGUAAGAAACUCUUUGUUCUAUUUUAAUAUGACUAGCCUGGUGUCCGCGCGUUGCAGCGGAACCCGUUAAAAAGCGGUUGUUAGGAUGUGUUUUUUAGGAUGUG
Erigeron canadensis is the source of this 3874-nucleotide messenger RNA. RefSeq lists its product as uncharacterized. Bases 175 to 3651 code for a protein of 1158 amino acids. Lineage: Eukaryota; Viridiplantae; Streptophyta; Magnoliopsida; Asterales; Asteraceae. The record is from RefSeq and is a predicted model, not a curated record. Gene Ontology annotation, molecular function: helicase activity. The transcript has 10 exons.